Molecule: messenger RNA, 2114 nt
Organism: Carassius carassius (crucian carp)
Lineage: Eukaryota; Metazoa; Chordata; Actinopteri; Cypriniformes; Cyprinidae
Product: WW domain-binding protein 11-like
Exons: 12
Coding region: 159-2048 (629 amino acids)
Biological process (GO): mRNA cis splicing, via spliceosome
Cellular component (GO): spliceosomal complex
Source: RefSeq, a predicted model, not a curated record
GUUCAGGAGCAGUGGCGUGUUUCCGCUCAUUGCAGGGAAGAUUGCUAGUGUCUUUGUGCGCGUUUGUUUGUGAGUGAUAAACCUGAAUAUAUCUGUCAUAUCUGGAUAAGUCUAGAGAGCUGUUUCAGUGACCAAGGUGAAGCGGACCGUCUGCAGUCAUGGGCCGGCGCUCCACCUCCUCCACCAAGAGUGGGAAGUUCAUGAAUCCCACCGAUCAGGCCAGGAAGGAGGCCCGCAAGAGAGAGCUGAAGAAGAACAAGAAGCAGAGGAUGAUGGUUCGAGCAGCAGUGCUGAAGAUGAAGGACCCACGUCAGAUCAUCAAAGAUAUGGAGAAACUUGAUGAGAUGGAGUUCAAUCCGGUGCAGCAGCCGCUGCUGAAUGAGAAAGUUCUGCGUGACAAACGGAAGAAGCUGCGGGAGACGUUCGAGCGGAUCGUCCGUCUGUACGAGCGAGAGAAUCCAGAGACGUACAAAGAGCUGCGCAAGCUGGAGGUGGAGUACGAGACCAAGAGAGGACAGCUGUCGCUCUACUUCGACUCCGUCAAGAACGCUGAGUCCGUGGAGGUGGACAGUAUUCCUCUUCCAGACAUGCCUCAUGCUCCAUCCAGCAUCCUCAUCCAGGACAUUCCCCUGCCUGGAGCUCAGCCGCCCUCCAUCCUGAAGAAGAGCUCCUCCCUCGGGAAGGGCUCAGCAUUGUCAGCGGCCGCUCUAGCUGGAGUUCCUCGCCUGCCGCCGGGGCGCAAACCCCCGGGACCCCCACCGGGGCCACCUCCACCACAGGUCCUGCAGCUGUACGCUAACACUCGCCGCACAGAGGGCGGCGGUUCAGACUCUGAGAUGAUGGACACCGGAGGGAGAGACAGUGACAGCGAAGCAGACGAUGACAGUGACUCACAGGACGACAGCGACACCGAGAGAGACGAUGCUGAUGCCAGAAUGACAUCAGAUCGCCAUGAUGACGAGGAUAAACACACAGGUCGCAGCGUGCGAUUCGCUGACAUGCCACCGCCAAAAGAGAAGAGGCAGAGGAGGGUGAAGAUGACGAAGAGCAUCACACCACUGCAGGCUAUGAUGCUCCGGAUGGCAGGUCAGUCUAUCCCAGAGGAUGAGGAGGAGGAAGAGGACGAAGAGGAGUACACAGACUCAGAGGAGUCGGAUGCUGAGGAUCAGGUUCCUACUGAAGCAACUCAGUCAUUGGUCAAUCCCAGACUUCCUGUUCCAUCUGCACCAAUGGCAGCACAGCAGCAGCCUCCUCCACACAUGCAGGCUCCACCAAUCACAGGGCCUCCUCCUUUAGGACCGCCUCCUGCUCCUCCAAUGAGGCCUCCAGGACCGCCGUCAGGACCGCCCCCAGGACCGCCUCCCGGCGCUCCUCCAUUUCUGAGGCCCCCUGGACUCCCCGCAGCCCUCAGGGGCCCCAUACCACGCAUGCUGCCUCCGGGGCCCCCGCCGGGACGCCCACCUGGACCCCCGCCCGGACCCCCACCUGGUCUGCCCCCCGGACCCCCCCCCAGAGGACCCCCGCCACGCCUGCCUCCUCCGGCCCCCCCAGGAAUGCCCCCGCCCCCUCCGCCCCGCAUGGCUCCGCCCCUCUCUAUGUUCCCACCUCCGCUCAAUCCCAACGUGCUCAGUGCUCCGCCCAGCAUCCGGCAGAAGUCGCCCGUGGUGACAGGCUCCUCCAGUGACUCCACCCCCCUGGCCCCGCCUGCCCGGGGCUCCGUCCACCAGAUGCCACCGCCCCCCGGCACCACGGCCACCAUCGAGAAGCGGGCCACGGUCUUGGGCCCCGGGGCAUCCUCGGCCCUGCCAGGCGGAGCCACCAUCUCAGCCAAGCCACAGAUCAUCAACCCCAAGACGGAGGUGACACGCUUCGUGCCCACGGCGCUCCGCGUGCGCAGGGACCGAGCCCCAGGCCGCAGAGACGAGGAGCCGCCCAAACCAGCAGUUGCGGCCAAACCCCUGCAGCCUCCCGGUGCCGCGCCGCCUGGCAUCAAGACCAAGGACCAGAUGUAUGAGGCCUUCAUGCGCGAGAUGGAGGGGCUGCUGUGAGCUCCUGUACAUCCACCAGAUUGUGUUUUAUCUUUAGAUGUGAAUAAAUGCCAGAUGUCAAACUCA